AUGGAGGUUUACACCACAUCAUUCACUUAUCCCCGCCGUUCACGACCCGCUCAUUCGCCCACCAAUUCUCUCGACUUCCCCACCGCCAACGAACUCAGGCGCGCCGGCUCGUAUUCGUCCCUCCAACAGUACACCCCCAACCAUAAUUAUCCUGAUGCGCAGGCUGUGUCCUCUCCGGACUAUGAAUCUGUACAAAAGUUAGCCAUGACGGCUAUGGCUCUCCACGGCGUCGGUGUCACUGUCGCUCCCGCAGAUGGCGUGUGGAACUUCCAGAUAUCAGGGGCGUACCAGCAGGUCAUGCAGGCCAGGGGCUACGUUCUCAAGGAGUGUCCCGUCCAAAAUCGCGCCACCAUCAAGGUGACACGCUCAGACAUCCUCGACUUGCCGUCCUCAUCGAAGCCAGCGCUGAAGGCGGAAGUGCGUCGCCGUCUGGACGACAUCGCCACACAGACGGGUGCCCACAUCGCGGUUGUGAACAGUGGUCUCGCGUUGUCCAACCGUGCUCUACCCGACGGAAUCAGCAUCAGCGCCGGGUGGUCCGGCCUAGAGACUGAACGCGCUUGCGAGCUGGUCAUCACAGGCGACGGCGACUCUGCUGAUCUGGCUCGUGUCAGACUGUUGGUCAUGCUGGACGAGUUGAACGGUCUGCACGCUGAAGCCUGCGAGAUUGAUCGCUCGCUGCACGCUCUCAUAGCAGGCAGGAAGCGCUCUAUGCUCCAGUCCAUUCAAGAAGAGACCGCGACCAACAUUUACUUCCCGUCCCCGUUGCAGGGUUUGAUUGGCCCUGACUUCGGGCAACCCCCGGUCAACGGGUCGCCAUCUGCGCAGUUCGCUAAACUCAAUGCUAGCACGAUCUGGAUCACUGGAGAGUUCUUCGGCGUUCAGCGGGCGCGCGACAUGCUCGUACAAGUGGCGAUGAACAAGAGUAAGCAGAUCAUACCGAAGGACACCCCAUUGUUGCCGCGCAAAAUGGACUGGAUGGUCACCGAGCGCGUUGAUGACCUGAAGGCACUAAUACACGACAACGCCACCUACAUUCGGUUCCCAGCGGUCGGUAGCGCCCAGAGUGUCAUGGUUGUGUAUGGCGACCACAGAGUCAAUAUACAGAGGACUAUCCGCGCGGUCAUGCAACUGUCUUGCCAAUUCUAUACGGCGUCUCUGUGGCUACUUCCGACCCAGUUCAACGUCUUGAUGCCGUCUGCGACUUUGAACCCGACCCAGGUUGGUACUAUCCUGAAGCAAGUCUCCUUCGCGUCUGGAGCGGAGCUCGUCUUCAAGGGUAUGUGCUUUGAGAUGCACGGUCUGGAGCAUGAAAUACGGGCUGCGGUGUCUAUGCUCCUCGAUUUCGAAGUUAUCAAGCAAUUCCAUCACGAGAUCCGAUUUCAGGUCGAGUUGGCCAACGAGCAUCGCGAGUUCAUCAGCGGCAAAAAGAAUGGCAAAAUCAACAAGAUUAUGCAGACUACGAACGUGAAGAUCAAGUUCGAGACCCUCAACGAGCACAACUUCCUCAUCGACAUCUCAGGCAACGACAUUUCAGUUCUGCAGGGCUUGACCUUGUUGCAAGAGGAACUGCCGGCUGAGGUCUCCUUCCAUGUCCCGGAGUCGUACCACAAGCGUAUCAUUGGUGUAGGAGGACGCAGCAUACAGCGCAUCAUGAAGAAGUACGGUGUUUACGUGAAGUUCUCGAACGCAGAGGAGUUUGCAGCCACGGGCGGUUACAACGACAACGAAGACAACGUCAUUGCGAGGACCCCCGCCAAGAACGCCAUGAAUCUGGAGAACCUCAAGCAGUCUGUCAUGGAACUCGUCAACCCCAAGGAUAAGGACUACAUCAAUGAGACCGUCUCCAUUCCCCGCAAGUAUCACCGUACUCUGCUUGGGGAGAAGAGCAUCUUCAUCCACGACAUCGAGGCGAAGACUAACUCGCAAAUCCGAUUCCCUGACAAGGAGACUGCCUCUGAUCUUGUUACGAUCUUCGGGCCGGAGUCCCAAGUCCAUAUCGCCGCAACCAUGCUGCUUGACCAUGUACCAUUCGAGGCCGACAUGGCUGUGCCCGCUCAUCCAGAGCUCGCACGCAUUUGCGCGUCCCCCGACUUCGCUACAUUCACCGAUCGGGUCAAGCACGAGUUGCAGGUAGUUAUCUCGCCUAACGUGGGGUCUCCAUCUCCAGGACUAGGGCUAGAUGCGCCGACGGAGUGCUCCUUCAAGUUCAGAUGCCAACGAAGCAACAGCGACUUCCUCGUUACUGCUCGCGAGAUGCUCGAACAAUUCUUGAUUAACCACAACGCGCAUGUCUACCCGUCUGCGACGUCGCGCACGCACCAGCGCACCGACUCGUUCACCGACGCGUUCCCGCACUUCGACAGCAAGGUUUUGUCGACGGCGAGGACUCGCCACCAAAACUCGGCCGACCUUGGACGUCCCUCCGAAGCUAUGAUUGACAGGCGCCUUCGUCUCGCGAGCUCGUCGCCAGAUGUCAAAGCCCUUUUCCACAACAAUCCUCAUCACUCACCGGCGCCUUCAUACAUCUACCAUCUCGAGGAAGAGGAGGACUUCGACACGCAGACGAACUAUGUACCUGCUCACACCACUGACUACUGGACCCCUCUACCUCCAAUCGGCUCCGGUGUGCCUUCUCGCGCUCGCGGAGACGACUCCCUCAAGCGCGGCUCUGAUUCGCUGCUAGAGGCGAAGUUGAAGGAUCAGCUCACGAAGCCGAGAUCUCUCACGAACCGCGCCCAGUCGCUGGACCUCACCUACUCAUUGAAUCGCAUCAACGAGAUGCCCCGCUCCUCGGGCUUGUCUCGUCCCGACUCGCCGGAGACGGCGACGGGCACUGGCACCGGCACUGGUGGAAGCUCCAGCCCCAUCUCCGCGACUAGUCCAUUGUUCCCGAGCUUGUAUGGCCCUUCCGGCUCGCGCGGAGCUGUGGUGGGCAACAGCGAGCACUCCCUGAACCGCGGUGCGCUCGGUAUGGACCAGGAAGGCAUGGAUGAGGUGACGAGGGUCAUCUCGAACCUUGGUCUCUAA
Messenger RNA from Rhodofomes roseus, 3030 nucleotides. Its product is annotated as cytoplasmic protein. Gene Ontology annotation, cellular component: cytoplasm; nucleus. Bases 1 to 3030 code for a protein of 1009 amino acids. Gene Ontology annotation, biological process: nuclear division. The record is from RefSeq and is a predicted model, not a curated record. Lineage: Eukaryota; Fungi; Basidiomycota; Agaricomycetes; Polyporales; Fomitopsidaceae. Gene Ontology annotation, molecular function: mRNA binding. The transcript has 10 exons.